Messenger RNA from Cuscuta epithymum, 4370 nucleotides. Lineage: Eukaryota; Viridiplantae; Streptophyta; Magnoliopsida; Solanales; Convolvulaceae. The record is from the annotation of a GenBank genome assembly.
CCAAAGUCCAUACUCCACUUUUCAAGUUAUUGCAUUCUCUUUUUUUCAUGCAAGCUAAGUUAGUUCUAUUAUUUUCUCCUUUUUUUUAUUUGUUUAGGUGUUAAAUUUGUAUUAAAUCUCUACAAUGCCACCAAGAGAAGAAAAUCAAGAAAUAUUCCCCAGAACAAGUGUUGAAGGUGCUCCAAGCACAUACAUUGGAUGGCACUUUCGAAAGCCAGUUAGAGAAAAUCGGAGCCACGUCCAAUGCAAACUCUGUCAAAGAGUUUUGAAAGGCGGCAUCACAAGAUUGAAGGAACACAUAGCACACAAGAAAGGGCAAGUUGCGGGUUGUGCUAGAGUGACCACAUUCGUUAGAACAAAUAUGAUGAACCUUCUUCUUGAUGGAAAGGCCAAGAAAAUAGACUCAAAAAAAAAAAGAAAAGAAGAAUUUGAAGCACGCUUAAGAGGUGAAGAUGAUGAUGAAGAUGAGGAUGAUCCGGAUCAUAAUCUUAGAGAACAAAGGUCUCGUGAUGUGUCUUUCACUUGAGGUCUAGUAACAGUGAUCUUACACGGAGCAAAAGUCAGAAGCAACCAAAGAUCAAAGGAGGCUUCAUGAAGACGCUGAGGAAAAAACUUGGAGAUGCUGUAAGCAAGUUAAUAAUUCAUGAACGUUUACCUAUGAAUUUAGCUAAUUCUCCAUGGUUGAAUAAUUUAAUUGUUGCUGCGGCUGAGGUAGGUGAAGGGGUCAAAGGCCCAACUCCUUAUGAAAUCUCUAACAUAUAUUUAGAGAAUGAAUAUAAUGAUAUGUGUGAGUGGUUGAAUACGUUGAAAGGUUCAUGGAAAGAAAGAGGGGGUGACAAUAAUGUGUAAUGGUUGGACUGAUAAUAUUAGUCAUACUCACAUUAUGAAUUUUUUAGUGCAUAGUAGUAGAGGCACAAUUUUUCUAAAAUCGAUUGAUGCUUCUAAUGUUGCUAGUAGAAAUACUGAUUACUAUUUUGAGCUGUUAGAUAAAGUGGUUGAAGAAGUAGGAGAAGAAUUUGUUGUACAGGUGGUUACAGAUAAUGAAGGGGCCCUAAAAGCAGCAGGGCGAAAAUUGAUGGAAAAGAGACCACAUUUAUAUCGGACUGCUUGUGCAGCUCAUUGUAUUGAUCUAUGUCUGGAGGACAUAGGGAAGAAGAAAAAUGUCCAGAAAGUAUUAAGUGAUGGCAAGAUUGUGACAACUUUUAUCUACAAUCACACUUGGACAAUAAAUCUGAUGACAAAAUAUACUGGAGGUAGACAAAUUGUUCGGCCUGGGAUUACCAGAUUUGCUACACAAUUCUUACAAAUACAAGCAAUCGUGGAGCAAAAAAGAGGUUUAAAAAACAUGUUCAACUCUGAAGAAUUUAGACGAUCUAAAUUUGGGAAAGAGAAAAGUGGGCCGGUAUGUGAAGCCAAAACAAUUGUUCUAGAUAACAACUUCUGGACUAAGGCGAAUGACAUUCUCAAAAUUUUUGAGCCUUUAGUGAAAGUGUUGAGACUAGCAGAUGGUGACGAUAAGCCUACCAUGGGUUUCAUAUAUGAAGCAGUUGAUAGAGCUAAACAAUCUAUCCGACAAAAUUGUCGUUUUCAUGCUACAUAUAAUGCUAUCGUUGACGAAAGAUGGAAAUUCAUGCAUUCAGAUCUUCAUUCUGCCGGUUAUUAUCUUAACCCGCAAUUUCAAUACGGAGUAGAACAUGGAGGUGAUGUCCUGUCAGAGACAUUUGAUGGAACAACUAAAGUUAUCUCUCGAUUAGAAAGAGAUGUGGACGACCAAAUUCAAGCUUUGAAUCAGGUUAAGUGUUAUAUCUUUUAAAUGUUCAUUAAUUAAUGUAUUUAACUGAAAUUUCACAUUAUUUCAUUCGUGUAAUUAAUGUGCAUUCUACAUUUUUACUUCUCCGUAGACUGCAUAAUGUAAGUUGGUACAAAUUUAUAGAUUGCCUAUUAAUUGCCUUCUGUGUUAAUUAAUGUAUUUAAAUUAUGAUUAAAUUUAAGUAGAUGAAAGAUGUAACUUUAUAGAUUAAGGGCUUGUUUGCAAUCACUUAACAAAAGUGAUUUUGGUUUUCUUUUAAGAAAAAAACACUUAUUUUAUCAAACACUACCAACUUUUACUUUCUCGAUUUUCGUAUAGAAUCUACUUUUUACUUUUUCUAUUACACAAAAAGUACUUAUUUUACCAAACACUACCAACUUUUACUAUUAAUCACUUUUUCCCAAAAAGUACUUUUAUUUAAGCACAAAUGGUUGCAAACAAAGCCUAAAGUUGAUAAUACAUGAAGGUUUGCAAAAAACGAAAAGUUAUUAGCUGGGUCUGCACACUCUGUACUCAUUAUGUCCUACACUCCUACGGUCCUACCCAAUAUGACACUCCACUAUUAAUAGAAAAGUACUCGUCUAGCAACCACAAUUUAGUCUACCAACUUCACAACUUGGACUGAAAAGUUGACUACCAACCACUAUUCAAUGAACCCACACACAUACUCGGUCCUUAGUUCCUUACUACUUGACUCUAAAAGUUGUCAUGUACUCCCUCCGUCCCCUUUUAAAUGUUCCGGAGGAGAGUGACACGAGUUUUAAGAAAAGUGAGUUUGUAUAAUCAUAUUAAAGAUCUUAAAAAUUUAUGAAUUAUGAUAUAAUUAUUGAACAAAUUGAAGAACAAGAACUAACAAGAGAUGAUGAAUUUAUAUAGGACCGAUUGACCAAAUAAGUCACACUCAAACAUAUUAAAAGAUUCCCCUAUUAACGUCCGUUCAUACAUAGUCAGUGACUUUGUUCUGCACUCUGCAUAUACAAGAACAUUAGUCUUAUUUUAAUACAUUUUGUACUACUCAAAUUAAAUAACUGAAUUGAAACAUAUUUUUUUACUCCAUAGUAUUUUUUUAUUUUACACGUGAAAAUAAAGACUGACACAUUUCUACUAUUCUUUGUUAGUUAAUGAUUUUUAAAGAAAAGCGUGAAACAUUUGGUACGCCCCAAGCUCAAAAGGCGUGGGCUAAAAUGAAUCCAGGUCAAAUUUUAGUUUUAAUUGUAUAUAUUUAUAAAUAUUAAUAUACAUUUAUUAAAUAUUGUCAUAGUUAAAAAAGUAUUUAAAUAAUUCUUUUGUGAUCUUUUUUAAAGCUGAGUAGUGGAUGAUAUAUGGUGGAUGUGCUCCAGAACUUAAACGUGUUGCCGUAAAAGUUCUAAGUCAAACAACGUCAGCAACAAAUUGUGAGAGAAACUGGAGCACAUUCAGCUAUAUACACACCAAGAGCAGGAACAUAUUGAAGUAUAAGAAGUUGCAAAAAUUAGUCUUCACCCAGUACAACAUGAAGCUUAAAAUGAGACAUCAGAUGAGAAGAAGUCAAGAAGAAAUCGAGGAGAGUUUUAAUCCGAUUAAUCUUGACUAUAUUUUCGAAGAAAGUGAUGCAUUAUCUCCAUGGAUUGAAGAGAGGGAGAAUCCAUUAUUAGACGGACUGCAAAAUUCUUCAUGGUUGCCUUUGAUGGACACCGAUGAUGAAGAUAUGGAAGGCGGAAAUGAUGAUGAUGAUGAUGAUGAUGGUGAUGGUGAUGAUGGUGAUGGUGAUGAUGGUAAUGGAGGAUUCGGGGACCCCAAUAAUGAUGGUAAUGAUGACACUGCGAGUGAGAUUCAGACUGAUUUCCAACCCACGAGGCGUUAUAGGAGUUUAAUUGAUAUGACUACCGAUCAUCCUUCAUUGUGCGAGAGUAGUGGAACCGGGUCAAAUAGGAGAAGAGGAAACAGACAUCAUAAUGUUCCAUUAGAUGAUGCAUCAUAUUCGAGUGUUGGAACGAAUUUCGGUUAUAGUGGUAAUGAUGAAUCUUCCAAUAGUACUCACUAUUAUGUGCCAUUUGAUCAGUAUCCCAAUGUCACCUCUUAUGAUCAAUAUGGAAAUGAUCAAGCUUCUUCAUACUACCAACCAUCCACAUAUCAAGAUCCGUAUUACCAAGAAACAAGUAGUGGAUUAUAUGAUUAUGUUUUCCUACAAGGAUAUUAUCAGGAUGAUGGUCAGAGUGAAAGCAGAGGUUGUGAUCCCCCACGCCACUCCACCAUGUGGUAGGAAGAAUAAUGUAAGUUACUACAUUUCUUUUAAUAAUAAUAAUAAUAAUAAUAAUAAUAAUUAUAACUAUUUUUAUUAUUAUUUUUUAUUUAUUAAUUUAUUUGACUUAUCAUGUUUUUUUUAAGGGAAGUUCGCACUGAAGAUGCAUUUGUAGGUGGUGACGAUGUAGUAUUUGAAACUUUUUGUAACGUAUCAUUUAAUGUAACAAUCUAUUUAAUUUAAAAAUGUGAUAAGACUUGUUUAGUUUGAAGACAAUUUCAUUGUGUCUGUAAUAAAUUAUUUAGUUUACCAAUCGUUUUAAUUAUCAUUCUCUUUUAA